AGGGGCGUAUUCACAGCCGAGCCCAAGGCCGCCCGGACUGGAAUCACACCCUUCGUCGAUAAGAAUAAAACCCGAGAAGACAAAAAAACCUCAGGCUCCUCGCCUUGGCGCCCUCUCUCCUUUCUUCCGCCUCCUCCCUCUUUCCUCCCAAACCCGUUAGAAACCCUAACCGUAGAAAAUGAAAGUGGAGCAGCCUUCUGAUCCUCCAUUGAAUAGCUGUGUUGAUCAACUCGUGGUUCCUGGGGACACCGUUUUGGAUCUCUCCACCAUGUCCAAUCAGACUAUCAAACUGGGCGAAGGAUUGCGUCAGGACAGUGAUAAAAUCUCGGUCAUGAAGGCUGGGAAGCUGAGGCUGUCGAAGCCAAACAAGUAUUGGGUUGAGAGCUCACACAAAAGAUAUGUACCAUGUGUGGAAGAUACAAUUCUUGGUAUUGUUGUUGAUAGUAAGCCAGAUAAUUUUCUGGUUGACAUAAAGGGACCUACUUUGGCAUUUUUGCCCGUACUUGCAUUUGAAGGUGGAACCAGGAGGAACAUACCAAAGUUUGAGGUAGGUACUUUACUUUAUGUCCGAGUGGUCAAAGCUAAUAACAGCAUGAAUCCUGAACUCUCAUGCACUGAUGCUAGUGGAAAAGCUGCUGAGUUUGGUCCUUUGAAAGAUGGUUACAUGUUUGAAACAUCAACUGGACUAGCACGGAUGUUGCUAAGCUCUCCAACUUGUCCAGUUCUUGAGGCUCUCGGCAAGAAGCUGUCAUUCGAGAUAGCUAUUGGGCUAAAUGGCCGUGUCUGGGUGAAUGCUUCCUCUCCUGCCACAACCGUUAUCCUAUCAAAUGCAAUCAUGAAGUCAGAGUUUUUGAGUGGGACUCAGCAAAGAAUAAUGGUGGAGAAACUCAUGCAGAAGCUUCAAUGAUUGGGGCGGAAUGAGAAAUGCAGCAUAUUUAAAUGGAUUACUUAGCUAUUUCUAGUGUGGUUGGAAAUGAGUGUUUGGCAAGCCUGAGGCGUUGUGACUGGACGAAAUUGAGCGCAAUUUGUUCAUCACCAUUUUUUAGGGCAAGGUGCUCUUAGUGUGGAUGGCCAUGUAUCUUCUUGUGAGAUUACCUCUCGAACUUGGAGUCAUCAGUAAAUGAUGGGUUGCAUGGAGUGCUUUUAACCUUUGUACGAUACAACAAUCUGGGCAAUUUCUACAGCCACCACGACUUGUUUAGCACAAUCAAUCAAUGUACGGCGGCGUCGAAAAAUGCAGUCAAUUUAAGCUUCGUGUUCCAUUUUAA
Messenger RNA from Phoenix dactylifera (date palm), 1268 nucleotides. RefSeq lists its product as uncharacterized. Gene Ontology annotation, molecular function: RNA binding. Gene Ontology annotation, biological process: CUT catabolic process; TRAMP-dependent tRNA surveillance pathway; poly(A)-dependent snoRNA 3'-end processing. The record is from RefSeq and is a predicted model, not a curated record. Gene Ontology annotation, cellular component: nuclear exosome (RNase complex); cytoplasmic exosome (RNase complex). NCBI's taxonomy places the organism in Eukaryota, Viridiplantae, Streptophyta, Magnoliopsida, Arecales, Arecaceae.